Cynoglossus semilaevis (tongue sole) is the source of this 2543-nucleotide messenger RNA. RefSeq names its product BRCA1 associated RING domain 1 (gene bard1). Gene Ontology annotation, cellular component: BRCA1-A complex; BRCA1-BARD1 complex. Gene Ontology annotation, biological process: protein K6-linked ubiquitination. The coding region runs from base 128 to 2515 and encodes 795 amino acids. NCBI's taxonomy places the organism in Eukaryota, Metazoa, Chordata, Actinopteri, Pleuronectiformes, Cynoglossidae. The transcript is spliced from 11 exons. Gene Ontology annotation, molecular function: ubiquitin-protein transferase activity; protein binding. The record is from RefSeq and is a predicted model, not a curated record.
GGAUAUGACGCCACCACUAUGACCUACGACUUCCUUGUGUUUGGCGGGAGUUGCAAGUAACAAGGAAGUGAUUCGUGUGCCAUGUACGGUUGAAGGCAAAACAAGAAGAAAACAAAUAAGAGAAACAAUGUCAGCCGCAGAUGAUAAUAAUAAUAACGACGACGAAACCGCACAGACGAACGACUGGAAAAACACGAGAGAAGCUGCAGAAAAGUUCCGUCAAUUACUACUUUGCUCAAAAUGCUCAAAUGUCAUGCAGGAUCCAGUGUGUCUAGGUUUGUGUGAACAUGUGCUGUGCAGGUCCUGCGCCGGUCCCCGGGCUGGUGAUGGCUGCGUGGUGUGUCGUAGCCCUGCGUGGGUGAAGGACAUCCAAAUCAACAGACAGCUGAGCAGCAUUAUACAGCUCUUCUGUGGCUUGGAGUCCCUGCUCAAUCCCACCGAGCAGCCAGACUCCUCUGCGGCCGAAGCCCCUUCUGAACCUGAAAACCACGUCUUAAACAAGAAGAACUUUAAAAUCUGGUUCAGUCCUCGCAGCCACAAAGUACGCUGUGCAGUGGAGAAGCUAUCGGAGGUCACCUUGCCGGUCGACACGUCUCUGGCAGCUCAGUCAGAAACCAUUACAGCUCAGCAACAGGACCUGUCAAUUUUCAAUUUCACCUCGUCCUCACAAGACUCAGGUUCUUCUUCUCAAGGAUGCAACGGUGGCAACAGAACAGGGAAAAAGAGGUCAACUAAGAAAACUGCAGCCAGCAGGAAGUCAAUGGUGCAGCGAACAACUGGGGCCGCAUGGAGACAGACCAAGCAAAGGAUAAAGAAGCAGAGGCUGGAGGCCAUAAAUAAGCAAUGGGGGCUCUCCAAAGAGGUGGAAGCCUUGAAGGGACCGGAGCAGAGCUGUGCUGAAAGGGCAAAGAGAAAGAGUAAAAGGGUUUCAUUCCUGAGCCCUGCUGUUACCGCUGACGAGCUUCAGUCUGAAGUGCCACAGGAGAGCGCUAAUGACCUCAGCCCUGGCAGGAGCACCACGAUGGAGAGCCCCUCAGGAGAUGGAGAACCAAAUUACCAACCACCAGCCAUGUUGGCCAGCGUCCUCCAGCAAAACACACACUCUGUGGACGACCUGCAGCCAAACACUGGGCCAGAUAAACAACGCGGUGCGUCUCCUUCAAAGAGUUCAUCUGAGAUGAGCUCGCCAGUGGAUCGUUCUGGAAACCUGGAGACCACACCAAAACGACCCAAGGUCUCAUCAGGCCGGAGCAGAAAAUCAUUACAUCAGAUAUCACCCCGAGUUCUGGCCAGCCCCGGGAACUUUGGGAGGAGUGAUGCAACGGUCAGAGAGGAGCCUGGACAGAGCCCCUCAGUCGACAGAACCCUCCUCUCACCACAUGGACGACCAAGCACAGGCAGCCCCGCGGUUAUGAAGAGGAACCACAAGGGAGAGACCCCGCUGCAUCUAGCUGCUAUUAAGGGAGAUGUAAACGCCGUCAAAGAGCUGCUGGACCAGGGCGCUGACCCCAACCUGAAGGACAACGCCGGCUGGACUCCUCUGCAUGAAGCCUGUAACCUGGGUCACCUGGCUGUAGUGGAGGCUCUGGCGUCAAAGGGAGCGCUGCUCAACACCCCUGGCUAUAAGAACGACUCUCCGCUGCACGACGCGGUGAUGAACGGUCAUUCUGCUGUCGUCAAACUGCUGCUGCGACUCGGAGCGUCCCAGAGCGUCCUUAAUCUGCACGGGAAACAUCCUGCAGAUUAUGCUUACGGCCCGGAGAUGCUGGAGAUUUUCCAGGAAGCUGCAGCAGAAGGAAAACAACCUGCAAAUGCAUCUUUUAGCCCCUCAGCCAGCCUCUCAGUGACGAGCGACUGUGUGAGAAGAGAUGAAGAGCUGGUGUUUCUGGCCAGCACGUUGUCUCAGCGAGCCCAGGCUCAGCUGGAUGAACUGGGGCAGCUGUUGGGAGCCAGGAGGGUGGACACCUUUUCUGCUGCAGUGAGCCAUGUGGUGGUGCCAGGACACAUGCCCACCACCUUGUCUGCCCUCCUGGGUCUCCUGUCUGGAUGCUGGAUUGUCAGAUUCAGCUGGGUGGAGACUUGUCUGCAGGCCGGGAAAUGGACGCCUGAAACGGAGCAUGAAGCAGGAGAAGGCCCCCAGCGCAGUCGCAUCAACAAGUACAGCUUGCUCCCGCCACUUUUCGACGGCUGUUUCUUCUUCCUCCUGGGAUCGUUCAAGGCACCGACCAAAGACGACCUCACCAAGCUUCUGCGAGAAGGAGGAGGUCAGAUCCUGACCCGACAGCCCAAGCCCGAUAGCGAUGUGACUCAAACGCUCAGUGCUGCCGCCUACCACGCCCUGCCGGGUACUGACCAGGCCCUGUGUACCCAGUAUAUCAUCUACGACCCACGGGGUCCACACAAGCCCACGCUGGUCAGAAGAGGCAAGGUUUGGUCAGCACCCGUCACCUGGAUCAUUGACUGCGUCGCUGCCUUCCAGCUCCUCCCUGUGCCGGAGCCACACAUACUGAGUUAAACAGCAUUAAAAAAAACAACUAAUCAUG